GUUUAAAUCAACGGAAAAGAACAGAGCAAUGGAAACCGGCCAUGGCGUCGCUCUUCUCUUCUGCAAAUUUUUUUUAGAGAGAGAAAGAGGAAGAAUAAAGUGAUUUCGAUGAGUCACGCCAAUUUUCGCUUUUCUGAACCACCCAAAUAAAGCAGAAUAGGGGGAAAAAAAAAAAAAAAAAAAAAAGCAAAGUGGAGGAUACAGUCGCAAUUUGUGAAAAGCUUCUGCGUAGAUUCUUGUUCCGUUCAGGCUUUCUUUGAAUCCUUAUGCUCCGGUUGUGCUGCAAUCAUUUCUCAGUUGUCUAAAGUAAAGAUUUGUGCUUUCUUUUUAACAUUAUCUCUUGCCUUUCGCAUCGACUGUGGAAAUAUUGGAUUUUCGAAGAAAUUUUCAAAUUUCUUGUGAUGCGUCUGCGAAAGAUGAAUGCAUUGACCCACUUUUAUUAUUGUUUUUUUUUCUGGAAAAAAAGGGCAAAGACGAUUAGCGAGCAACGACCAAUCUUCCAUUAUGUUUCUACACUUUGAAAGUUCAAAUUAAGUGUCGUUAAGAGUAUAUUCUUAUUCGUAUUUCAAAACUUGUGUUUUCCCUCUCAAGAACUUUUGUUCAAUCUCCGAACAAUCCCACUUGAUGGUUCUUGGUUUUACUUUAGAUUCCGAUUUCAACAGCUUGUUUAUUGAAUGAUUUGAGAAAAUGGGCGGUGGGAUUGGAGGAGGGCGGGUGGAAGUUAUUACCGGCAAGGGGUGUUCGAGGCGCUUUAGGGAUUUCUCUGCCUCAUUCAGGGGCAUCCCCUCAUUCUCGUUGGAGCCCUUCUCCCCAAUUUCCUCUGCCUCUGCAAUUUCUGACUCUCCAGUUACAGCAAUCAACUCCGAUGGACCCUUCUCUGGUCUAGUCAUUUGCGUUACUGGAUUAUCAAAAGAAACAAGAAAUCAAGUCAAGGAAGCGACGGAGAGAUUGGGAGGUCAAUACAGUGCUCAUCUUCAUCCUCAAUGCACUCACUUGGUGGUUCAGAGUUUCCACGGACGUAAAUUCGAGCAUGCUUUGAAACAUGGAUCAAAGAAUGGGCUAUUCCUAGUUACAAUCGGCUGGUUUGUGGAUAGUGUUAGAAGGAAUGCUAGGUUGAACGAAAUGCUUUAUGGUGUUAAUGAUAAUGAAGAUUGUGGAACCCCAAAUGGUGGCUCUAAGCGGUUUGAACAGAAGUCAGGUGCCGAGCGCUCUUGUCUUCCUGUUGGCUUGGCUAAGCCUUCCAGACAACCUGAAAUUAUUGAUGCUCCUGGACUGCGGUAUCCAGAGUUUGAUGGUAAAAGACAAACUGUAUCAUCACCCCUGUCUGGACAAUCCUUCUAUGUUGAUGUAGAUGUGCCCCAUGAACUCCGCAGUAAGGUUACUGAGGCUCUCUCUGCUGAAGGGGCUACCUUACUGGAUCAAUGGUUUGUGGGCUGCCCUGCUACUCAUGUAGUAUGUGAAGGACCUGCCACAUGUAAAUAUCUGGGGCAUUCGAGUCACCUUGUCACUCCACUAUGGGUUUUGAAGUCGGUGAAAGAGAACUCAUUACAAAGACUUGUCCACUUAUCGGUUGAUUUGGCUAGGUAUACUGGUGCAAUGCUCGAUACAUACCACGACAUUUCCAGGGAGGAAAUUAAAAGAGUAAAUGGUUCUCAAAACAUACCUUGUCCCGUCUUGAAAACAAGUCACGAAGAAAGGAAAAUGAGAAUGAACCUGGCCAAAGAUGGUGUAAGAAAGCGCCGAAACCGCAGAAUGCAGACAUGCCAAACUCCAAUUCGGCCAAUAUCAUCGGGCACUCUCUUGGAUUCCAUAUGUUGGUCAGUCUCAGAGCCUACGUCAAGUGCUAGUAUAUACACGGAGUCUUCAAGCGUAGAGAAUGCCAAUGAUAAUGACCAGACAUCCGUCUUCCUUGAUGCUAAGGAAGACGGAAAGGAAUCCGACACUUCAUUUGUGAACUUAUCUCGACCUCUCACAGAAAGCGAGAAGUCUGAGUUAGUACUCAAGAACCAUUUCCUCACGAUCUUGUUUCCAGUUGAUCGAUUUUCAGAGAUGGGCCCGACAUCGAGGACAUUAUUCAGCAGUAAAGGCUUUAUGUGUUUGCAGUUACUGGAUUAUAUCUAUGAAUUCUACCAGGAGAAUAUGUCGACCGAGGAAAUAGAAAUGGCGAUCCACACUGACUCGAGGCACGCUGAUCGGCUGCGAUUUGCUUACUCUAGCAAGGAGGCAGCGGAAUCCGGGCGUGUGGAGUUCAAGCGGAUUGAUUUUCUUGGCAGCCGAAAGAGUUUUGAGAUGUUGAAACGAGUGUCGGGCGACAAUAACAGUAAUGUUUACGAGUUACGGAUCAGAGCAUGACAUUGCAGCUGCAUUAUGUAUACAUACAUUUUUAGGAUCUGUCAGAAAUUCGAAAUUCUUAGGCAUAGAACAAUGGUUGUGGUCUGAGAUCAGACAUCAAUGGUUCGAAUAAGGGAUAGCAGAGAGAGAGAGAGAGAGAGAGAGGGUAAUCUAGCUAUCAUCCUCUUUUCUUAGUAAUUACACAUUCAUUUAUAUUUAUUGUGCAGGUUAUCAUCUCCUUCAAGUGUGUAUAAUAGCAAGCAUUAUACGACAACAUGAAAUUGGCUUGUAAUUGAUUGAUUACAUGUGUCUGAAUGUCAUCAGAAUGUAGUUUGCUGUUAUUACUUCU
Andrographis paniculata is the source of this 2680-nucleotide messenger RNA. RefSeq lists its product as uncharacterized. The transcript is spliced from 9 exons. The record is from RefSeq and is a predicted model, not a curated record. The coding region runs from base 688 to 2352 and encodes 554 amino acids. NCBI's taxonomy places the organism in Eukaryota, Viridiplantae, Streptophyta, Magnoliopsida, Lamiales, Acanthaceae.